Molecule: messenger RNA, 3052 nt
Organism: Sitophilus oryzae (rice weevil)
Lineage: Eukaryota; Metazoa; Arthropoda; Insecta; Coleoptera; Curculionidae
Product: transducin-like enhancer protein 4
Exons: 16
Coding region: 366-2642 (758 amino acids)
Biological process (GO): negative regulation of canonical Wnt signaling pathway; regulation of DNA-templated transcription
Cellular component (GO): transcription regulator complex; nucleus
Molecular function (GO): transcription corepressor activity; protein binding
Source: RefSeq, a predicted model, not a curated record
UCGUGUUGUCUGAAGGACGUCGGUCGCUUCCUCUUUCGUUGUUUACACCGACGAUUCGAUUCAUUAUUAUUAUUAUUUAUUUUAACCGUCCGGUUGAGUACUAACUAAAAAAAUAAAUUCUGUUUGGUUCCAGGGAGUGAUUCGAUCAGUGCGAGCUUUAGUGUUUUUUUUCAGUGUCUUAUUGUAGUGCGUACUAGUGUUUUAUUUUUUCGGAGUGGUGUAUUUUGGUUGGUGAUAAUCCGGUGUGUUUAUUUAUUCCCCUUUGUGGUGGAUGGAUUAAGGAAUAUAGAGGAGAACAAAAAGAAAAAAGGCACGAAGUGUGGAUGUUGGGACGCGUUGGUAGUACCAUGAGUUGCUGACGUACGAUGUACCCUAGUGCAGGAAUGAAUGCGGCAGCGGCAGCAGCGGUGGCAGCCGCAAGACAUCCGGGUCCGCCACAACCUGGACAGCCGUUCAAGUUUACCGUUGGGGAGUCUUGCGAUAGGAUUAAGGAAGAAUUCAAUUUUUUACAAGCGCAAUAUCACAGUCUAAAAUUGGAAUGCGAAAAGCUGGCCAGCGAAAAAAUAGAGAUCCAAAGGCAUUACGUAAUGUACUACGAAAUGUCUUAUGGGCUCAACGUUGAAAUGCAUAAACAGACUGAAAUAGGCAAAAGACUGAACGCCAUCAUAGCGCAAAUCCUACCAUUCCUAUCGCAAGAACACCAGCAACAAGUGGCCACUGCAGUGGAGAGGGCGAAACAAAUUACAAUGACAGAAUUAAACGCCAUCAUUGGGCAACAGAGGCCCGAUCUGCCCAGACUGCUCCAGCAGAUGCACGCGCAGCAACUGCCCGCGCACGCGCCUCCCAUCCCCAUGAUGCCGCACCCCAGCCUGGCGGGUGCGCCGCCCAACACCGCCGCCAGUCUUUUGGGAUUGAGCGGAGCGUUACCCGCGCAGCAUCCUCUCAGCAUGCUGGCCUCCAAGCCGGAGCUGCACAGGCCGGACGAUGUCAAGUCGAAUAGCGGCAUCAAUUCCGCAGAAGAACGACACAGGAACUCGAUAUCUCCUGUGGAACGUGAAAAGUACCGACCCAGGACGCCUCAAGAACCAUCCGAAUUGAAGAAACCGAAAAAAGAGGAGAAAGACAUGGGUCACGUAAGUAUUAAACACAGCGACGGUGAAAAAAGCGACCAAGACCUGGUGGUGGACGAUGCCUCCGAAGACCCUAUUUCACCCCCAAAUGGCACCGCAUCACCUAGAGAAAACGGCAUAGAUAAAGUACCAAAGAAGGAACAUCCAGGACCACACAGUCCAAGGUCAGGUACGUCAAGUAAUGCUUCAACGCCGUCAACAAAGAAAAUUGAGGAAAAACCUACUACUCCAAUCUCAAAACCUGUUACCCCUACUUCAGCUGCUGGUACAUCUGGAAGUAGUGGCAUGAAACCCUUGAAACCUCCUGCGUUGGGGCAGUAUCCACCUUAUUUAGGAAUCCCUAAUGGCACGCCAGCUCACGAACUUCAAGCCGCAGCAGCAGCUAACGCAGGCUACGCAGGUCUGCACAAUAACCUUCCCCCUGCGCUCAACAACUACCCCAGGCCUCCCCUCCAGGUCGGUUACGACCCCCAUUCACAGAUGCGGGCUCCGGUCGUACCCGGGUUGGGUGGUAUACCCGGAGGAAAACCAGCCUACUCGUUUCAUGUGAGCGCCGAAGGCCAAAUGCAACCGGUACCCUUUCCCCAGGACGCUCUGGUUGGUCCGGGGAUACCCAGGCACGCUCGUCAGAUCAAUACCUUGAGCCACGGAGAAGUCGUCUGCGCAGUUACGAUAUCCAACCCCACCAAGUACGUGUACACUGGUGGCAAGGGCUGCGUCAAGGUGUGGGAUAUCAGUCAGCCCGGGUCCAAAAGUCCUGUCUCUCAACUUGACUGUCUGCAACGAGAUAACUACAUCAGAUCAGUAAAAUUACUGCCAGAUGGUAGGACGUUGAUAGUAGGUGGCGAAGCCAGCAACCUAUCCAUUUGGGACUUGGCCAGUCCAACGCCUAGGAUAAAAGCUGAGCUGACAUCUAGCGCACCUGCUUGUUAUGCUUUGGCAAUAAGCCCAGACUCCAAAGUGUGCUUUAGUUGUUGUUCCGAUGGUAAUAUCGCUGUAUGGGAUUUACAUAACCAGACAUUGGUCAGACAGUUCCAAGGCCACACUGAUGGAGCUUCUUGUAUCGAUAUAUCUGCAGAUGGUACCAAGUUAUGGACAGGAGGUUUGGACAACACUGUGCGCAGCUGGGACCUGCGCGAGGGCCGACAACUGCAGCAGCACGACUUCAGCUCCCAAAUCUUCUCGCUCGGGUACUGCCCGACGGGCGAAUGGCUGGCCGUCGGCAUGGAGAACUCCAACGUGGAGGUACUGCACGCCAACAAACCCGACAAGUACCAGUUGCACCUGCACGAGAGCUGCGUGCUCAGCUUGAGGUUCGCCGCCUGCGGGAAGUGGUUCGUAUCCACUGGAAAGGACAAUUUGCUCAAUGCUUGGAGGACGCCCUAUGGGGCUAGUAUAUUCCAGUCAAAGGAAUCGUCUAGCGUUCUGAGUUGUGAUAUUUCAGCGGAUGACAAAUACAUAGUGACCGGAUCAGGUGACAAAAAGGCGACAGUGUACGAGGUGAUUUACUAAACUCAAACCCAGGAAAAAAUCACCGAAUGGAAGAAACUCACUUUUUGAAGUACGGCAACUAACACACGUUUCUCUGGCUUGAGGAAAUAUCAAGACAUAGUGUAGUUGAACACGGACAAUUUGUUAAAAUAAAGAAAAUAUGAAAGGAAAACACAUUUUCUUGUAGGAAGAGAAAAAAUUGUGAUAACUAAGUGUAAUAAAGUAAUAAGUAAGGGUGUAAUAGUACGUAACAUGAAACGUUUUAGUGAUCUGAUAAAAGAAUAUGUUAGAUAAAAGUGUGAUUGAUCUCUCAUGACAUUUAUUCGUUGAUCGACGUAAAAUUUAAUUUUGUAAAUAUUUUAAACUGAUUUAAUUUUAAUUUUUUUAACAGCCUAUUCCUACUUUUCUACGGGGUGUUUCAAAAAACAUUU